GAUAAGUUGUUGAUUGUCACAUGGAAUGAGUCAAAAUUCAAAGUUCUUUGUGAAAAAUUAAUUAAGAUGUCAAUUUUAGAUGUUUUGAAUGCUGACAAUGCUUCAUUUCGUGUAUUUGUAACAUGGGGAGGCUUUUUGUUGAUUAAAAUGUUGUUCAUGUCAAUCUUAACAGGCAUUCAGAGAGGACGAAAAGGUGCUGUUGAAAAUCCUGAAGACCUUGGUCGUCAGGGUGUUUCAAUUAGACAAGAUGAAGACGUUGAAAGAGUCAGACGAGCUCAUUUAAACGACCUCGAAAACAUUCCGGCAUUCCUUGCUGCUUCAUUUAUUUAUAUCAUGACAGAACCUAAUUUUCUGGUGGCAUCUUGGUUGAUUCGUGUGGGUGUAAUCGCUAGAAUCGGUCACACAAUUAAAUUAAACUGUUGUGGAGUUAUUGAAAUUCAUUCAUUGAUCAUGACGGUUUUUGAUGCUUUGAAUUACAAUAAUCAAGUUUUUUGUGGAUACAUCACAUGGGGUGGAAUACUUUUGAUUAAAAUGCUUCUUAUGGCAUUUCUUACUGGCGUUCAAAGGACAAGGAAAAGUGCCUUUGAAAACCCUGAAGAUCUCGGUUCACGUGGAGAAACUGCAAUUAAGAAGGAUCCCGAUGUAGAAAGAGUUCGACGAGCUCAUUUGAAUGACCUUGAAAACAUUCCAGCGUUUCUAUUUGCUGCUUUGUUCUUUGUAUGUUCGGAACCUCAUCCUGGCGUUGCCUUAUGGUUGAUAAGAAUUGCAGUAAUCGCAAGAAUUUUGCAUACAAUUGUGUACGCAAUUUACCCGAUUCGACAACCAGCAAGAGGAAUUUGCUUUUUGACAUGCUUGUUCAUAACAGUUUUCAUGAUUGUUUGGAUGACAGUGUCGGAUGCAUUGAGCUACAAUAACGAAUUGUUUCGUAUUUAUAUAACAUGGGGUGGACUAUUGAUGAUAAAAUUACUAUUAAUGGCACCAUUCACAGCCUUCCAUCGACUCCGAAGUGGAGCUAUUGAAAAUCCUGAAGACGUUAUUCGCUCAAAUAAUGAAAUUAAAAAAGAUGAGUCGGUUGAAAGAGUAAGACGAGCUCAUUUGAAUGACCUUGAAAACAUUCCAGCGUUUCUUAUUGCUGCGUUAAUGUAUGUGAUGUCAGAACCAGACCCUGACGUCGCCAGUUGGUUGAUCCGAAUUGCUGUUAUCGCAAGAAUAUGUCACACUCUUGUUUAUGCAGUCUAUCCAAUCCGACAACCAGCAAGAUUUAUUUGCUUCAUAGUGACGGUACUCAUCACUGCUUUUAUGAUUCUUUGGUCGAUGGUUCAUUUCUUUAAGAUUUAAAAAUAUUUUCUUGUAAUUUUUGUUCAGUUUUCCUACAUUUUAAACCUCAGAUAUUUAUUUUCUAUUUACUUUAUGUUUUGUUUAUGGAAUCAAUUUUUGAAUAAAACAUGACUUUACAAUAUUAAUAUAAAGAAACAA
This is a messenger RNA of Clunio marinus, 1476 nucleotides long. The record is from the annotation of a GenBank genome assembly. Lineage: Eukaryota; Metazoa; Arthropoda; Insecta; Diptera; Chironomidae.